UUUUCCUUUUUAUCACACACACAUAUAUAUAUAUAUAUAUAUAAAGGUGGGUGUGGGGCUUUUGGGUCAUUAUAGCUUAGAGUACUUGUUGUAAUAGUGGUGCUAGUGAUAUCAGAUAUGGGGAGGCAACCAUGCUGUGACAAGCUUGGGGUAAAGAAAGGGCCAUGGACGGCUGAGGAGGACAAGAAACUCAUCAACUUCAUUCUUACCAAUGGUCAGUGCUGUUGGCGUGCCGUUCCUAAGCUCGCCGGCCUCCGACGUUGCGGCAAGAGUUGCCGCCUUCGCUGGACAAACUAUCUUCGCCCAGACCUUAAGAGAGGCCUCCUCAGUGAAGCUGAAGAACAAUUGGUUAUUGAUCUUCAUGCGCGUCUUGGCAAUAGGUGGUCCAAGAUUGCAGCCAGAUUGCCGGGAAGAACUGAUAAUGAGAUUAAGAAUCACUGGAACACCCAUAUAAAAAAAAAGCUGCUUAAGAUGGGAAUUGAUCCUGUGACUCAUGAACCGCUUCACCAACAACUUUUGUCCGAGGAAAAAGCUCCAUCGAAUGUUAGUCAGUCGCAAGAAUCUGACAGCGGCCGCCAAUGCGUUGCUGAAAAUGAUAGCACCAUGAACUCAGAGGCCAACUCGAGCGACGACUCCCUCUUGUUAGAAGACAUUAAUGUUUGCAAAAAUGAAUCUUUAGUGAACAGCUUGUGGCUAGACGACGAAGCCCCCCUAGUGGAUGCAUCAUGGGAGCCAUCGCUGGAGGAGAACGACUGUGCAUGGUUACUGCAGGAUUGUCAGGAUUUCGGUAUUCAAGAUUUUGGUUUAGACUGUUUCAGUGAUAUAGAAUUUAACGUGUUAAACACAUUAGACAUGGGAGAAAAGCAUUAACACGCGUACAUACGUAUAGUGCCAUACUGGAGUGCGUACUAUACUGAUCGAUGAUCAUCGCCAAGAAGAUCGAUCGAGGAAGAAUAUUGUUGUUAAUUUGUAGCUUCAAAUUAAUGUGCACAUGUAAAUGUCUAGUGCUAAUUGGUGUUCAUGAACUUUUUCUAUUUUAUAUAUAUAUACAUAUAUAUGUUCCAGAA
Alnus glutinosa is the source of this 1067-nucleotide messenger RNA. RefSeq names its product MYB-like transcription factor ODO1. Bases 118 to 870 code for a protein of 250 amino acids. The record is from RefSeq and is a predicted model, not a curated record. The transcript is spliced from 2 exons. NCBI's taxonomy places the organism in Eukaryota, Viridiplantae, Streptophyta, Magnoliopsida, Fagales, Betulaceae.